Oryzias latipes (Japanese medaka) is the source of this 7248-nucleotide messenger RNA. Lineage: Eukaryota; Metazoa; Chordata; Actinopteri; Beloniformes; Adrianichthyidae. The record is from RefSeq and is a predicted model, not a curated record.
AUGCUGCUGUCCAUAAAUCCCUACAAACCUCUAAACCUUUACACAGAGGAGAUGAGGAUCAGAUACAAAGACAAAGAGCAGCAAGCAAACCCUCCCCAUGUGUACACCAUUGCGGAAUCAGCCUUCAAGCUUUCUCAAGCCUCCACACAGGAACAAUGCAUCAUCAUCAGUGGACAGAGCGGGUCAGGGAAAACUGAAGCUACUAAGUUAAUCAUCCACUACCUGAGCUCAAUGUAUCACAAAAAAGACAACAAUCUUCGACAGCCUAUGGAGGUCUUUCCCAUUUUGGAGAGCUUUGGAAAUGCCAAGACCAUUCUCAACAACAAUUCCAGCCGCUUUGGGAAGUAUCUCCACAUUCACAUUCUCAAUGGAGCCAUUGUUGGAACCUCCAUGUCCAAAUAUCUUUUGGAGAAAUCCAGGAUAGUCUUUCAGGCUAACGAGGAAAGAAACUACCAUGUGUUUUAUGAGCUUCUGGCCGGCAUGAACGAAUGGGAAAUGCAGGAUUUUUAUCUACAAGGAGCUGAAACCUAUUACUACCUAAACCAAGGUGGGGCCUGCGAGCUGAAGGGGAAGCAGGACAAACAAGACUUCCAACUCCUGGUUAAGUGUUUUCAGACCAUUGGUCUACAUGCCAAUCAGAUCUCCACUAUCUGGGCCGUCCUUUCCUGCAUUUUGCAGCUUGGCAACAUAUGUUUCAGUGCAUAUGAGAGUGACUCGUUUGAGGUGGCGCGUCUCUUUAGCGAAUCUGAGGCUCGAAGGGUUGGCUCUUUGUUGCAGAUCUCUUCAGAUGCCUUACAGACAGUAAUUACUCACAGAGUCACAGAGACUACUUACGACAGAAUCUACUGCCCACUCUCUGUUGAAGGUGCCAUAGAAUCCCGAGAUGCCAUUGCCAAAGCAUUGUACUCUGUGCUGUUUGACUGGCUGCUGGAGCAGAUCAAUGACUGGCUCAGUCCCACAGAGAUGGACAGCUGUGUGGGUGUUGUUGACUUCUAUGGGUUUGAGGAUCUGGUUAUGAACAGUUUCGAACAACUUUGUAUCAAUUUUGCCAAUGAGAAGCUUCAGCAUUUUGUCAAUAAAGCAGUGAUUUCUCAAGAGCUGGAAGAAUACAAUGCAGAACAUAUUCAGUGGUAUCCAAUGCCACUGAAGAACUUAAGUCCCUGUCUGGAGCUGAUUGCUGGGAGGCCAUGUGGCAUCCUCCGCAUCCUAGAUGAUCAGACUUUCCUGCCACAGGCCACCGACCACACUUUCCUGCAGAAGUGCCACUACCAACAUGCACACAACCCUUACUAUGCCAAGCCCAAGAGCCAGAUGCCAGUUUUUACCAUUUAUCACUAUGCUGGGCCCGUCACAUACCAGGUUCAUAAUUUCCUAAAUAAGAACCAUGAUCAAUUCAGAGCAGAAGUGGUGGAGCUCUUUGCUCGGAGUCGGACUCAGCUUCCUGGGAUCUUUGAUGUGGACUAUGUGUCUGAUCAGCUGCGGCAUGCAGGGAUAUUAGAAACCAUCCACAUUCGAAAAGAAGGCUACCCCAUUCGGAUUCAGUACUCCUACUUGAUACAGAGGUGUUUAUUAAGCACCUCCUUUGUUCCUGAAACUCCUGCCUCCUCUUCUCUGUGCCUGGUUGCUUCCCUCAUUCCCCCACACAUCAGUCUAACCAUGAUCCAGCGGUAUGGGGUUCUUUUGAACCAGCAGCUGACAGGGAUGUUGGACAGAGAUAUGACAGUGGCACUGCUGCAAAAGAUUGAAGCCCAGGAGGGACAGUAUCAGCUUGGACUCACCAAGGUUUUCCUCAAGGAACACCUGUACCGACAGCUAGAGGAUAAGUGGAGCAGCACUCAAACCUGGGCUGCAAUCACCAUACAGAGGAACAUCAGAGGCUUCCUUUGUAGGAGGAACUUCAGGUUCUUCAAACAGAAAGCCAUUGUUAUCCAGAGCCACAUCCGAGGACACCAGGCCAGGAAGUACUUCAAACGAAUGAAGCAGUCCUUCACCCAAUUCUGGGCAGUAAUGCUGAUCACCCGUAACACCAUCAAGAGGCAUCACUGGAGGAAGGAGCUUAAUGAAAAGAAGAAAGUCAAAACGGUGACAAAGACAGCGUCUGACUCCCAGAAGAUGGAUGUGGGGAUGUUGGACAUCCCCGCUGAGCUAUCUGCCAGACUCAACAGUCAGACGGCAGGGUUGCAGCGUGCACUGAGGAUUACAGAAGUAACUCCUCCACAGGUGAAGGCAGAUAUAAAAGUCACCCUGCCAGACGACAUAGACAGAUAUCCAUUCUCUCGCUAUGCCAAGUCUGUAUUACAAGAUACAUGGAGCCAACCUCAAGGUUACCCCCUCCAGAGACCCCUCACCCCACUUGAGCCCGAAGAUGCCAGAACUGCUCUGGAGAUUUACAAACUGAUCCUACGGUUCACAGGUGAGUCAGACCUCAGUGACUGGCAAGAACGCAUGUUGGGUAACUACAUCGUAGAGAAGGGCCAGAGCCAACCAGCCCUGAGAGAUGAGAUCCUGGUGCAGUUGGUCUAUCAUACAUGGGAGCAGCAGGAUAUUCAGAUAAGCAUGAGGGGGUGGCUUUUGUUGGCCAGCUGCCUCAGUGCUUUUACUCCAUCACCAACACUGGACAAGGCCCUGCUGAAGUAUGUGUCUGAUCAAGGUCCAAGGGAAUACCGCCCACUGUGCCAACACAAACUGCUAACAUCCCUGCAGCUGCCAGCACCCAUCGGACGCACAUAUCCACCCACCCAGCUAGAGUGGACGUCCAACCAGAAGAGAGGAGGCAUGGUGCUAGAGGUCCACACUUUUAAUGAUGAGACACUGACAGGUGAGGUGGAGUCAUGGACUACAGGAGAGCAGCUGGCCUCGUGGCUUCUCUCUUAUAGAGGUGUGAUGGAGGCAGUUGGAGGCUGGUCGGUGUCUCUUGUUAAUGAUGAAGGCUGGUCAGACCUGGCAGGCUCAGACUUCGUCAUGGACCUGCUGGCUGCAGAGGAAGCUGACAAUUUGCCACCACAAGAAACCUCUUCCUCCAUAAACUCUGAUUACCUGUUCAGCAGACAGACAGACAGGUUACCAGGUGCUGCACACAUGGAUGACUUUAUUCCACCGGCUCCACCCAUGCAAGCUCCUGGCCUGCCUCCAUUUGAAGGAAACCCCUGGGGCAGAGAUUAUCCACAUGAAGGGCGAGGUCGACAGAUGGACGCUUUCGUUGAUGACUUGUUUGACUCAGUUCAGGACACGGGGCCCUCGGACAUGGACAGAGUGGCCAUGCUCAGCCGCAGAAUAAGAGGACGCGGGGGAAUUGGACCGAUGCAGCCCGGAAUGUAUGGAGCUGGGAUGCCCAUGACCAUGCCAACCUAUCCCAUGGGAGCUGCAGCCAACGUUGCAAUGCCUGGUUAUGGAGCAACACCUAUGAUGCCAACCAUGCCAGGUAUGAUGAUGCCUCAGGCUCCUGUCAUGCCUGAUCCCAUGCAAGUUGCAGCAUCUCAGCAGGCUCUCAUCCAGCAGCAGGCCUUACUCAUGGCGCAGCAAAUGACCAUGCAGGCCUUGAGUCUGUCUCAGCAGCAGACCCAGGAAGAGCAGAAGAAGAAGGAGGAGCAGAAAAAGAAGGAAGAACAAAGAAAGAGGGAGGAGGAAAGAAGAGAGGAGCAAAGAAAGAGAGAUGAAGAGAGAAGGGAGAAGCAAAAAAAGAGGGAGGAGGAGAAAAAAGAGGAGGAAAGAUUGAAGAGGCACCAGUCCUCAAGGCGCUCCAAGCAGCGCUCACCUUCACCCUCUUCUGGAAGUCCCUCACCCCCACCUGUGAGGUCCAAAGCCCCUGCACCCAAACGCUCCUCUUCCUCCAAACAGCCUCAGCGAGAGUCAGACUCAGAUGAUGACUCCACAGAUGACAACAAAAAAGACUUCAAAGAUAAGAUGGACUUUUUCCAGAAGAUCGAAUCUCAGCCAAAAGAUAAACCCAAAAAAACAAAAUCCAAGGCGGCACGCACCAGUUCAGUCAUACAGAAGAAGAACAAACCUCCACCAAAGAGCCCAUCCCCACCACCCGUCGCACCAAAACCUAAAGUGAGACCUCGAACCAUCAGUCCAGAAAGAGAGGAGACUAGCCAGAAUGAACCAGAAUCUCCUACUCGGCCUGAACCUACCUCUAGCAUCAGAGAAAUCAUCAAGCAGUUCAACAGUCGCCCCCAGCCUGAGCCUAAACCCUAUGAGCCUGUCAGAUAUUCUGCCAAACCAUUCAUAAAGAAGAGUGACCCCAAAGCAGAAGCUCUGGCCAAGCUCAGGAACAAAGCUCCAGGGCCACAACCCAAGAGACAGUUGGCCCCUCCCCCACUGCCCCCCUCCCCUCCACCUUCUCCUGCUGCCCAGCGAGUCAUCUCUAACAGCAUGAGGGAGAAGCAGCGUUCCCUGCAGGACCUGUUUGCUUUCCAGCCUCCUCCACCUUCUCCCCCUGACUCUCCACCUCCCGCGCCCGAACCCAUAUAUCAGACCAUCCCGGACCAUCCACCAAUGCCUGCUCCUACUCUCAACGAGCUGAUGGACGACGAAGGCAUCAAGUCCCAGCUCUGCCGCUUCUCCCCCUCAGUUUACUUUUCCUACUACAACACGGCAGGAAAAAUAUUCCUGCGAAAAGAGGUGUUUUACCCCAGAGAGCUCUUCAAUUCGCCCUACGUUCUCAAUCUGCUGUGUGAACAGAUCAUGACUGACACCUACUCAGACAGCUGUGUGAGGAUCGACAGAGAGGAGAGGAGGAAGAUGAAGGACCUCCUGUCAAAUUUCAAUGUUGGUCCGCCAGCAAGCAGCAUCCAUGAUGACAGCAUGAAGAAGAGAAUAAUCAUUGCAGCCCGAGACAAUUGGGAGAAUUACUUUGCUCGGCUGUUUCCUGUGGCGCUGGACAGCGGAGAUGCACAGGUUCUGGGGGUGUCUCACCGAGGUAUUUGUCUUCUGAAAAUGGUGAAAGCAUCUGGAAUAAACCCAAAGCAUCUUCGGCUGCUUAAAGGCUACAGUUUUGCAGAGGUGCUGUCGUUGGAGCUCCAGGGUGCAAGCAGAGUGGAGCUGGAGCUGAAGACUGAGAACUUAGUGCUGAGAUCAUCCAGAGCUCCUCAGAUCAGUGCCAUGAUUCGUUUGUUCCUUCAAGAGCUCAUCAAGGGCUCAGGCCACGUUGUGGCUUUGAAGAGCUUCAUGACGGAUGACAGGAGUCUGCUGAGCUUCAGCAAAGGAGAUGUCAUCAGGCUGCUGCCCAUGGACGGACUUCAGGGAGGCUGGCUGUUCGGAACCGUAGGGGGGCGCUCCGGACUUUUCCCAGAAGAGCUGACGCAGCCAUCCGCAGCCCCUGACUAUCACUACCUUCACCUGGAUCGAAGAGAUGACAAGAGGAAAAGCAUGAAGAGCAACACCAGAAACGCUCCACCUGCAAGCCCUUCUCAGCAUCCUGUAGCUCUCAGACAGAUGAGCCCAGAGUCUGAGCCAUCACGCUCCAACUCCGUUCAAGGAUUCCUGCAAAGAUCUGGACCAAGCUCCAUCCAGGGCUCUGUGCAUGAAUUGGGGGUCACGUCUCCCAUGGCUGAAUUUGCCAUGAAGUAUUUCAGAACCGGGACCUCAGGCCUUCCAGCCAGCGGCAGAACUUUGAUUCAACACACGGACAUCCCCAUCCAAGAGUCGCUCAUCCUCUUCGAUGAUCCUGAAAUGAAUGAGUUAUCCGUUCAGUGCUUCCUGAACCUGAUGAUGUUCAUGGGUGAUGUGCCACUGAAGAAGAACACCUCAACAGCAGACUGUUUGAGUCACAUCCUGCUGCUGGGAAAGGAGAAGGAGCUGCUCAGAGAUGAAAUCUUCUGCCAGGUCAUCAAACAAAACACCAACAACCCAACUCAGUCUAGCUUCACCCUGGGCUGGCGCCUCUUGGUCCUUAUAACUGGCUUCUUCCCCUGCUCUGGAACUCUGCAUCCUUACGUUACUCAGCACUUUGAUGACAUCUCUCAAGAUUUUGAGCAUCCAUUCAAAGAUCUGGCUGCUGUUUGUCAGGACAACCUCAGUCGCUCUGUCCGGUUCGGGGGCCGCAGAAAUAUCCCCUCACACGUUGAAAUGGAUGCACUUCUGGCUGGUAAGACUUCCCGGCGUAUUACAAUCAUGUUUCCAGGAAAUGUUGAGUUUCCUGCCAAAAUCCGGAGUUUCACCAUAACCCUAGAUGUGAUCAAAGACCUGUGCAAUGAGAUGGGAGUCUCACAGCUGGAAGAAAUGAGAGAGUUUUACAUCCUCGCAAAACGACUACAAGAUGGAUUAGUACGCCCCCUGCAUCCUGAGGAGUACCUGUUCGACUUCCUCUUGGAAGACGGCUCCAUUACCUUGUCCUUCAGGAGGAUCCUGUGGGGAACCCCUCUGUCCUUCGAGAACGAACUGUUUCUGGAUUUCCAUUACCAACAGCUCCUGGAGGACUACCUGAGCGGUCAGCUGAAGUUGGGUCCCAGCAACGGGGGCUCCUCAUUGGUUCGGGAGGUGGCAGAGCUCGCUGCCCUGCAGCAUUUGGCUCGGGGUGCCACAGAACCCCCCACCUUGUCAGAGGUGAAAGAGUACCUGCCCUCACAAGAUGGCCUCAGUAGUAAAUUGGAGGAAAUCUCCUCAUCCUGCCACGUUCACGUCUCAGCCAUGGAGUCACUCAGCCCACAAGAUGCCAAAAUACGCCUGAUAGAGGGUCUCAGCAGCUUGCCUCUGUUUGGCUCAACCUCAUUCCUGGUUCAGAAAGUGAACCAACGAGGAUGCCCCUCCCCCUGCAUCGUCAGUGUUAACCAGCAGGGGGUGUCCUUCCGUCACCCUAAGAGUCAGGAGCAGGUGUUCCACAUCCCGCUGGCCAAAGUUGAGUCCAUGCGAACCAUCCGCCCCAAGAAGCAAGGAAAAUCUCCGGUAGCAGAAAUCAGCUACGGAGAUCCAGCAAGACCCAAAACUGUCACUCUUCAUUUCAAACAGGCUAAAGAGUUCUGCCACACCCUGGCUCUGAUCAUGGAGAUGACUCAAAGCACAGCCUAAAAUUCAGUGCCAGACCACCUGUUAAAAAAUCUACUGACCUUAAACUGACCCUGACCUCAGGCUGACAGUAACCUCUGCAGAACAACAUAAUUCACUGCUAUAAUAAAAAAAAAGUAUUUGUUUUUGUUUUUCUGAGAGCCUUUAGAAGGAGGCAUUAAUAUAUGAAUUACUAGUCAAAAGAAAUGUCUGCUGAUUUCAUUCAAGUUAAUAAAAAAUAUAAUAAAUAAAUGUGCUGAUUGA